CGCGCUUCUCUUCGGGCACAGGCACCCCCGCGGGCCAUGGCUGCUGCUUCCCUCUUGUCCACGUUGGCCACCCGGCUGCUCCGGCCCGCGCAGAGCCGCUGUUUCCGUCAUCGUCCUCUCCACCUCUCGGCAGUUCGAAGUGAAGCGGUCGUCAUUUCUGGGAAGAAGCUGGCGCAGCAGAUCAAGCAGGAAGUGCGGCAGGAGGUGGAGGAGUGGGUGGCCGCGGGCAGCAGGCGGCCGCACCUCAGCGUGGUUCUGGUGGGCGAGAAUCCCGCCAGCCAUUCCUACGUCCUCAACAAAACCAGGGCCGCCGCCGACGUGGGAAUCAACAGUGAGACAAUUGUGAAACCAGCUUCAAUUUCAGAGGAUGAACUGUUGAAUUUAAUCAACAAACUAAAUAAUGAUGAUAAUGUAGAUGGCCUCCUCAUUCAGCUGCCACUUCCAGAGCACAUAGAUGAGAGAAAGAUCUGCAAUGCUGUUUCUCCAGACAAAGAUGUUGAUGGCUUUCAUGUAAUUAAUGUGGGGCGAAUGUGUUUGGACCAGUAUUCCAUGUUGCCGGCUACUCCAUGGGGUGUGUGGGAAAUAAUUAAGCGAACUGGCAUUCCAACUCUAGGGAAGAAUGUGGUUGUAGCUGGAAGGUCAAAAAAUGUUGGAAUGCCCAUUGCAAUGUUACUACACACAGACGGGGCGCAUGAACGUCCUGGAGGUGAUGCCACUGUUACAAUAUCUCAUCGACACACUCCCAAAGAGCAGCUAAAGAAACAUACAAUUCUUGCAGAUAUUGUGGUCUCUGCUGCAGGCAUUCCAAAUUUGAUCACAGCAGAUAUGAUUAAGGAAGGAGCAGCCGUCAUUGAUGUGGGAAUAAAUAGAAUUCAGGAUCCUAUCACUGCUAAACCCAAGUUGGUGGGAGAUGUGGAUUUUGAAGAGGUCCGAAAGAAAGCUGGUUAUAUCACUCCAGUCCCUGGGGGUGUUGGUCCCAUGACAGUGGCGAUGCUGAUGAAGAAUACCAUUAUUGCUGCAAAAAAGGUGCUGAGGCUUGAAGAGCGGGAAGUACUGAAGUCUAAAGAGCUUGGAGUGGCAACUAAUUAACUCUUGCGUCUCCUGUGUCAUGAACAGUAACUCCAAGCCGCUUCAAGAGGCAAAACAGGCCAAUAGAAAUGCAACAUCUUUUAUUUAUUCUACUGGCAUGGUUUUCAAUGAUGCUUUGUAUUUAUUGAAAACUUAAGUGGGUGGGUGUUUGCGCACACAGCUCCGCAGUACCUCACCAGGGAACGUGCCAUUAACAUGCUGAAUCACGCGUUGUAGCCAUAAGAGGAGCCGUUAGCCUGGUGAUUGCGGAGGGGCACACUGUCACAUUGAGAAUGGCUGUGUCACUUUGUCACACCACUUCAGUUACAGUUUGCCUUUUCUAAGACUGCAUUUCCCAAGUGCUAUUCCAGUAAGAGUUAAUACUCACUUUAGGUUCCAAACCUUUUGAGUUCAACGGGUCAAACCAAAGGAAGAAUGUUGCUGAAGGAGAUUAGGGAAAUGAUAAUAAUUGAGUAGAAAAAAUUUACCCUAAUUUUAUACGUAUUGGCUGAUAACCAGAAGAAAAGCUACCUGUUAAUAGUAUCCUGUUAUUUUGUAGUUUAGUCAUUGGGAAAAUGUCUAUGGUUGUUCCAUGUGCUAUUAACCUUUGUUUUAUGUGUGCUGCCAUUCAUUAGGUCUCCCCAUUUGAGUUUGCUGGCAUCGAAAGUCUUAUUUUAUAAGUAAUUCAUUUGCACUGUCAUAUUUGUUUUUUCCUAUAUCCUUAAACUUCAUUGUUAAAUUUUUGUACUAUGGUUUCUUUGGUAGAUCUUGAAACCUAUUCUUGAAAAACGAAUCUUGAGCUUGAUAAUCAUUAGGGCAGCUUGUAUAAGUAUGCAACUUCCUUUCCACCAAAGAAUUGUCAGCAGCUGCCUGCUUUCUCUGAGGCACCUAUUGGCUUUCCCCAGUAGGUUUUUGAAAGCUUGAGUUAAUAUUGAAUUUAAUCAGACUUUCUGAUUAAGGGUUUUUUGUUUUGUUUUAUUUUGUUUUUUUAAAUAAAACACUUCUGACUGGUAUGAAAUAA
Molecule: messenger RNA, 2089 nt
Organism: Miniopterus natalensis
Lineage: Eukaryota; Metazoa; Chordata; Mammalia; Chiroptera; Miniopteridae
Source: RefSeq, a predicted model, not a curated record